Messenger RNA from Conger conger (European conger), 1534 nucleotides. RefSeq names its product SIN3-HDAC complex-associated factor-like. Gene Ontology annotation, biological process: negative regulation of cell migration. The transcript is spliced from 6 exons. Lineage: Eukaryota; Metazoa; Chordata; Actinopteri; Anguilliformes; Congridae. Bases 155 to 832 code for a protein of 225 amino acids. The record is from RefSeq and is a predicted model, not a curated record.
CUACGUUUUGUGUUAAUGUUUUUUAUGCUAAUGUAAUUCUAAUAUCCAGCUGUAUGCCGUAGUAAGGCAUGCGCAGUGUCGUACGAAGAAAUCAGUGAGGAUUCAAAGUUUUUUGUCUGUUUUGCGUGGUUUUUCGAGCUCAACGUAGACUGAGAUGUUUGGUUUUCACAAAUCCAAGAUGUACCGCAGUAAUGAAGGCUGCUGCAUUUGCAAGACCAAGUCGUCUAGCUCGCGGUUCACAGACAGCAGCAGAUAUGAAGAAAACUUUCGGGUGUGCUUUGGAUUGGUUGAAGAUCGAGUCGGAGAUAUCUGCAAUGCUUGUGUCCUGUUAGUGAAGAGAUGGAAGAAACUGCCUCUGGGAUCUAAGAAGAACUGGAGCCACGUGGUGGAUGCCCGAGCAGGCCCUGGCUUCAAGCUGACCAAACCCAAGACGGUGAAGAGGGGUGACAUGAAGAAGAAGAGCAAACUAAGGAGGCUUCACAAAUUAAAGAGGCAAACAGAUUCUGAUGCCCACAGCACCACCUCCAGUGCGUCCCCCUCCCAGUCUCCCAGCUACAGUAACCAGUCCGAUGACGGCUCAGACAUCGAGUCCAAGCAGAGGCGAUCCGCCCCGUCCAUGUUCUCUUUCCUGGACCGCUCCUACUGGAAAAGGCAGAAGGUGUGCUGUGGCAUCGUGUACAAAGGGCGCUUUGGGGAGGUGAUGAUCGACCCUCGACUCUUCAAGCCCUGCUGCAGCUCCAGGAAGCGGACGGUGCUUGCGCCAACCCACGACACCCAUCUCUCCCAAAGUCAGCCCCCAGCGCUCCCGCAGGAGCUGAGAGAGAGCUGGUGACCAACCUCCCUUCCUGAGGUCUGUGUGCCUCUGUCUGUUUUGUCUCCAGUGGCAGACUCUACCCCUCUCCUCCCUUUAGUUUGCUGUGUAUCUCUAGGACAGGUAAAUAGUGUAUCUUUAGUACAGGUAAAUAGUAUCUUCUUUUUUUUUCUGGUUUUGAGAAAUGCAUUUGUCUUUGUACAUUUUUUUUUCUUUUAAUUUUUUUAAUUUUGUUUUUGUUUUUUGAAGUGAACGAAAAUCAUUUUUAAAGUAUGGGCAUUAGUAAAAUAUUUAUAGGAACAGGAAGCAUAAUUAUAUAAACUGAAAGGGCAGAUUAUACUUUUUCAUGAGACUAAAACAAUCAUUUUAAUUUAACAGUACCUGUGUUUGUAAAUACUGCCUCCUGUAUUUUUUUUAUUUUUCCCUUCCCUUCCCAGUCUUUGUUUAAAGGGUUAAAAAUGUAGACAAGGUAAAUUUGUAUACAAAUAUGCAAAGUUUAGCAUCUCAAUUGUUAGGAUGGGUUCUUGCUAAAACAGUCCUAAUAAGCAGUGUUAAGGCUGCUUGACAAUUUUCUGUUCAGAUUCUCAGAAGUGUUGCUAGUCUUCCAAGAAAUAUCUAUUGUCAGGUUUUGCACCAUAUACUGUAAUGAGUUACGUAUUUGCCAUUACGGGCCUUAGCAAAUGUAUAAGUGGAUUUGUAUGAAGAGGACUGUUAUUUUGAACC